CAGUGUCAAGGUCUUCUCUUCUGGCGCUGCUCGUUUGGUUGGGAGGAUCUGCAGGUCUCUGUGCAGCUCUCAGUUGGUGUGUUUUUUUUCACUGUUUAAUAUUUUUGAUCUGUUGGGCUCUGUUGCUUCUCAGUGUUUUGCUAUCCGUUGUUCGUCGUUCGGCUGAACGUUAUUAGUCUUUGGACUAUUCGGAAACGGGAAGUUUGACCGAAUUUGAACCCUGGUCGAUUGGAUUGUUCCGGUGUAGUGUGUUCGAUUCGAGUGGUUCCUGGUGUAACGAAUUCGAAUUAAUGCAGCUGAAGUGCUUUGGUCUGUAAAGUUUAGGUCAGUGUGACCUCGUUCCUACUUUGUGGUGGAAGGAACAUUGUUCGGGAAGAAGAUUUUAUGCGACUGGAGUCAUAAAUUAGUUACAGUGUGCAAUCCUGGAUUUGUGGAAGUGGAGUUUUUCCAACGUCCUGUGUUUUGGCUUAGUUGGGAGUUCCAAUUGGAAAUUCCCAUGACGAAUCGCCGUGAAACAAUACCAUCGUUAGGAAGAUAACCUGAUGGCACACCAAAAAAACAUCUGAAUAGUGAAAUUAUUCGGUGCGCUCCGUGAAACAUUCAGAGAGAAAUUAACUCAGACAGAAGGAGAGAGGGUGGCCCCAUAGCUCAUGACGCCUUUCGCAACAAUCGUCAGAAAAUAACGUCGAGUCAAGUCCGGAUGCUGUCCUCCGUGUCGUCAAGUGUGGGGAAGUGUGGGAUUUUUUGAAUCAUCAUGGCUUUAGUUUGGUAGUGAUGCAGACAAAGCGUUGUGCCGUACCUGAAAAGUGAAAUUGUAAAAAACCCCUUCCAAUUCGGUUCUGGCUGAUUAAGGUGUGGUAGCUUAUCGGGGAAGAUUAACGUACACUUUGGAGAUAUUUUUUCGGAAUGGUUAAACCGAUUGGUUAGUCUUCGUUGAACGAUCCCGACGUCGGGCGGGUGGAUUGAUUCAGAUUUGGAGUUUGGUGCUGAAAGUUUGUGAAGUGAUUUGUAGACCAGUGAAGAAAGUGAUCACAUUUAUUUUUAAGGUGAACCGAACUCCAGUCUGCUAAAGUAGAACGGAAACGUGGUGGAAAGUGCGCGAGAUCGUUCAAGUGAUCAACUAUUUCUCAUGCGUGAUCGGAAGCUGGGAGAUCGAGGAGCCACCCUGGUCCAAUAAUAAUGAUACCGAUUUGCGCUAACGGCGGAAUCUGCAUUAGAAGCACCAUCAUUAGCGUCGGCCAUCAUCAGCUGCCACAGACUCAUCUCAUCUCGGCAAGUGAUUAUUAAAAAUAAAAAGAGAAAAACAUCCCGCCUCGAAACCAUCUCGAAACGACAUCCGUGCUAGAAAGCGCAAGAAAAAGAAAAAUCGAUCGAUUUCCUGUCCCGAGACCAGAGAGUGUUUCUCCGUCGAGUGAGAUUUCAUCGCUGGGUCCGGUCCAGAAACUACUUUGCCCUAACUAGGUCUCCCGGUUUAUUCCUCCUUGGCUUCCCCAUCCAUAUUCAUUUACUCCGUGGCCAAACCCCAGGGCACAUGACACCCGAGAGCGAAAAACCGAGGCUGGAAGAUCUGAUGGGAAUCGCCUGAGCUGAUCAGCAUCGGCAGUGUUACUAGAGUGUAGAGUGUGUGGUGAGGUGAAUCCAGUUCGAAGGGAAAGAAAUCUCCGAUUAAAAGUAGAACAAGCGCAUCCGGUUGUUGGGUUCCAAGUUGUUGUUGGCUCCAAGUAGUUCCAAGACCAAGACCCAAGCAAACAGCAAACGUCGACCCCGGGAAUCUAACGGAGUAUCUGGCAGAGCGCCUCGAAGAACGCGACUGGCUGAUCGAAUUUGGCAGAACACCACUCUUAGGGGGUCCUAGUUGUUUUGUUUGCCAUACUCAAGUUGAGAAAUUUAGUGAAUUGUGUCUGUGUGUUCGGUUUAAGUAUUCUCGCUGCGGGAACAAGUGAAUCGAAUAGAGUUUUAAUUUUGCUUUGGACUUCUCUUUGACUGAAGUUCAUUGAGAUCCGUUAUACGAGAAGAGUUUACCCGUUUGGUGAGGCUGUUUUAAUUUAAUAAAUUUGAAAGAACAUCAAACAAAGAUGUCCAGCAAGCCCCGUCGAGGGACGGUCCGAUGGAAUAGUCCACCGCCGGCUCGGAGUCGGAAAUCGAAACAAUCCUCCGCCACUUCCAGUACCUUCCGACGGUUGCUUCCGCUGCUGCUAUCAUCUCUCACAGUUCACCUUAGCCAUCUGUUCAGUUUAGCACACGGGAACCCGUUGCAUCCAUUUAGCUCAACUCUAUCACUUGGCCGAAAUCUGCGGCAUCUGCCAUGUGUGGUGCGAAGUUCCGGGCAGGAGGGCGUUUGUAUGUUUGCCAUCGACUGUUUCAAAGCCAACGGCACCCAUCUGGGGGUGUGUAUAGACAAGAUAUUCUUCGGCUCCUGCUGCCAAGUCAAUGAUGACAACCUACUGUUCAACCACGAGAUUACUGAUAAUAGUAUAGACCAUAACCAUCACAGUAACUUUCCUGUGAUUGACACUAACAAAAAGCCAGUUAUUACUGAGACUCGUUUUCCAACGACAGCUGCACCAAAGAACGAUACAAAGUAUGAACUUGUGAGUACUUCAUCAACGACAACGCACCGAACGACUUCAAAAAUAAAUCGAAGAAACUCGACAACUUCAGCUGUCCCUUUCCGGGAUGAUGUGCCUUCAACGACUGAGUAUCAGGAGUUUUCCACAUUUCAAUUCAUUCAAAGUAGUAAAGGUCCCUCGCGAACUACUACUAAGCCAAAUGAAAAAUCUACUACGAGAAAACCGCCACAAAGAAACACGACUAAACCAAUCAAGACUAGAAGACCAACACCUUCCCGGACUAAUACAAAACGUCCAACCACUACUCAGACUGUAUUGCUAGAUACUAAGCAAAAUUCAACUGCCUUGCCGUCGGUAAAUCAGCGACCGGUAACAAGCACGGAUGCAUCUUCGACUGGAAUUUCUCGAAGACCUACGACAACUGCUGCCACUACGAUUAGAAGUACAACUGUAAAUUCGAGACGCCCAACAACCACUGCUCCGUCAUCAACGACGGCACAUGUAGAAGAGACUACUUUUCCUCCUCGAACACGACGUCCAACAACUGCUCAUCCUACGACUGCCGGUGUAGUUCCAUUGACGAGACCAACUAACCGACGAAGGCCGACACUGGCAACUUCUACAGCUGCUCCCGUUACGGAAAAUGAUACAACUAGAGCACCCAGACCACGACCUCGACCUACCUCACAAAUAGUUACAACUCCUGCAACGUCGCUUGAGCACUUGCUGGAUGAUCUAGUAUCGACGACUUUGAAAAGUUCAUCAGCUAAAGUCGAUGUAACGUAUCCAAUUACUACAGUAAAAGUAACGGAGGCAACAACGCCGACAACUACGCCCAAACCUGCAUCUAGAAAACCUACUAAAACGACAAGUACGACUCUUUCGACAACCCCAACGACUACACCUACCACAACUAGUACGACUACUGAGCAGACGACCACUUCUACUGCCGGUUCUCCAAAAACAACCGCACCUGGACGAAUAACACCUCCAGCUGACAUCGAUUACCAGCCGGAAACUUCCCAGACCGAGAACAUUGUUGACGAAACCACCACCGGAUCUGGUUUAGUUACCUGGUCCAGUAUUAGCGUUGACAGUUCCAGCGAUAAGACCGUAUCGGAGCAAGCGUCUAACCCCAUUCGCCCAUUAGCAUCGGCAGGUCCCACUACGUCAAACAGUUGGAUCCUGAUUCAUACACUAACCCCGGAAGAAGUGCUUAACUCCGGUGUCGCCGUCAAUCAGUCCACUAACCAUCAACCACAACAACCCUCAUCGGCUUCCCUGGUAGAUACAGUGCAACCGGAUCUUACUGAGGACAUUUUCAUCCCAUCGAUCGAGUCGCUCCUUCCGGAGGCUGCUUACAUUUACACCAUCCAUGACGAUUCUAACAACCAUACUCAAACCGGGGGUCAACUUGACCUAACAUCUCAUUCUCAAAUAACUUCAUCGCCAUCCACAGAGGGUACGUUGAGCUCAAUACCUUCCACAGCCGAAGUAGUGCAUGUUUCGGGUACUAGCAGCAGUACAGUUCCUAGCACGACAGCUUCCACCACAACCACCACCUCUACUAGUACUAGUCCAGCAACUUCACCAACCACAACAACCACAACAACAACCGUUAGCACCAGCUCUGUUGAUGAGCUGUUGAUUAGCUCAAGCAGUCAGACAGCGACCGCAACAGAAAGCAUUCCAACCUCAGAGCCUUCAACGACUACGACCACGCAGACGACACCAACCACGACGACAACGACGACUGAAUCAGUCUCAACCACAAAACACACGACCGCUACUCACGCUACUAGCUCUAGCACAGUCGCUACUUCCUCAUCUAGCAGCAGUAGUAGUAGUAGUAGUAGCAGCAGCACGAUCACUGACUCUACCACCGAAAAAUUGUUGUUCACUAGUUCUAGUUUCCCGUCCCUCGAAAGCACGAUGCCAACCACCGAACAGGAAAUCCCGCCGGCAACAUCAACGGUAGCACCGGAGAUCUUGAUCGAAAUCUCUGGCCCAACUACCGAAAAAGACACGGCACCCGUUCGACCGGAUUCAACGGAACCGGUCACAAUUGAACCGGUUACCGAGGUAACCACCCUGGAAGGAGAAGAAGAAGAGGAAGAAGAGGGUUCCGAAGAAGGCAGUGGAGAAAGUGAAGAAGAAUCUGGGGAAGAGGAAGAAGAGGUUUCCAGCUCAGAAACCCUGGAUACUACUUCCGAAACCAUCGUUGCAGCAACGUUGGAAUCCGACAAACUAGUCAAUACAACCGUAGCUCCUGAACUAGCCUCCUCAACCAUCAACACCACAACCGUUGUUGAAGAAAGUACCACCGUUGGAACUUCGACGACGCUCAAUAUCACAAGUUCGCUGCAAUCGAUUGCGUCGAUGUUUAACAUUACGACGUCCAGCCCUGGAGCUCCAGUGAGGUUCCCUGAAGAUAACAAGACGGCGGGGUCUACGGUUGGAUACGGUAAUGUUACCACCGUGAGGCCGACGUUGCUCGUCAAUGGUACUGAGGGAUCUGCGACGACGCUGUUGCCCGAUAGUACGAUGCCAUCGCUAGAAGAAAUCGAUUAUCGAGCUGUUUGCGGCAAGCGGAUGUUCCCGGAACCGCGAAUCGUGGGCGGAACGAAGGCCUCCUUCGGACGAUGGCCUUGGCAGAUUUCUCUAAGGCAGUGGCGUACUUCAACCUAUCUGCACAAGUGUGGGGCGGCCUUGCUGAACGAGAACUGGGCCAUUACUGCGGCUCAUUGCGUCGAUAACGUACCUCCAUCGGAUCUGUUGCUGCGACUAGGGGAAUACGAUCUGGCUCUGGAAGAGGAACCGUACGGUUAUCAGGAACGAAGGGUACAAAUUGUGGCAUCUCAUCCCCAGUUCGAUCCCCGGACGUUUGAGUACGAUUUAGCGUUGCUGAGGUUCUACGAACCGGUGGUGUUCCAGCCGAACAUCAUCCCGGUUUGUGUUCCGGAAAAUGAUGAAAACUUCAUCGGUCGGACGGCGUUCGUCACCGGCUGGGGUCGGUUGUAUGAAGAUGGUCCCCUGCCAAGUGUGCUGCAGGAAGUUACUGUCCCGGUGAUCGAGAACAAAAUCUGCGAAGCCAUGUAUCGAAGUGCUGGCUACAUCGAGCACAUCCCACACAUCUUCAUCUGCGCCGGUUGGAAGAAGGGAGGCUACGACUCCUGCGAAGGUGACUCCGGUGGACCGAUGGUGAUCCAACGAGGUGACAAGCGCUUCCAGCUGGCGGGAGUUAUUUCCUGGGGAAUCGGCUGUGCCGAAGCCAAUCAACCCGGUGUUUACACCCGGAUAUCGGAGUUCCGUGAUUGGAUCAAUCAGAUAUUACAGUUCUAGCAUACGUAAACACUAGGUAUAUAGACCAAGGUGAAGCAGUACAAUGUGUCCCAAUACCAGACUUCCGUCUGGCCCGGUACCAGAAAUGAACGUGUUCUUCCCGGAAACGGAAUAGAAACUGAAGACGAGAGAAGGAUGAUGGAACAGAGUCCGGGACUCUGGUCCGCUUGUUGAUUUGUUUUAAUCGGCUUAGGAACCUUAAGAGUAGACGAAUGAAUAUUACAAACCUCACAUUGAUCUGUCGAUGAAAUCGACCAAAACAAGGGUGCUAGUUUUUUGGGAAAUUUGUCGCCAAACAAGGUUAGAGUUGCAGCAAAUUUCAUCGAUAGAUCGAUACUACACUCCGAACAUAUCGUACUGAUUUUUAUUUUGUUUCACUAGAUAAACAACUCAAGAUAUUUCAAUAGUAUUGCAUUUCAUAAAGAAAAGAUAAGUCGCUCAAAGCAAAAACCAGUGAAAGGAAAGGAAAAACCUCAACACAAAAAGGAAACAGUACUCGUUAUACAGCUAUUUAAAAUGAAUGAAGAUUUAUUUUUUAAAACAUAUAUUUUAAAACAAUAGAACCAAUCGAAUCUAAUGCUCGUGUGAAAAUGAAUGUUUGAUGGCGUUGGAAAAUUUGAGUGCGUUUAUAAAAAAAAUCCUUAUCGAGUAUCACGUAUUAUUUUACCUAAAAUAAGGAAACCGUUCUCUAAGUUGUGAUAACUGGUUGUGAAUGAAUGUGCUUGCAUACAUACGAAUGUUAUUUAAGUCAUCCCUCAUAUCCAAUGGAGCUUAGUUUUAUGAAAUCUUAAAAAUUAUUUAUUUAUUUAUGAAAACAAAAAACAAAAAUACAUCCCCAUGCAUAGUUUAACACGGUAUCAAAUCAUUUAGGUAGAUAGGACGUUACGAUCUUUUUUGGAAAUUGAAACUCGUUAAGUUCGUUGUAGAGUGGUUUAGCAAGUUAAAAAACAAGCGGAAGGAACCAUGUCAAACAAGAUCAAACUAGGUAAAUUUGCUGCUAAUUGACGCGUUUAGAAUGAAUGUGAAUUGAAUCGAGAGUGUUUGACAAGCUGUUUGUAAAUAACUAGUUUAUAAUUAGUUCCGAAGUAGUAAUGUACGGUCUAUUUAAAUUGUGUACAAUAUUUAUGAAAAUUAAAGUAUUUUUGAUUUGACUCACUCAAA
Messenger RNA from Uranotaenia lowii, 7073 nucleotides. Its product is annotated as serine proteinase stubble-like. Bases 2076 to 5912 code for a protein of 1278 amino acids. Gene Ontology annotation, biological process: proteolysis; acrosome reaction. The transcript has 12 exons. Lineage: Eukaryota; Metazoa; Arthropoda; Insecta; Diptera; Culicidae. Gene Ontology annotation, molecular function: serine-type endopeptidase activity. The record is from RefSeq and is a predicted model, not a curated record.